GCACGCCCUUGUGCGAUUAUCUACCAGCACUACCGGUUCCUUGUGGACGGACCGGGACUCAUCAAAAGAGGAUACGACCGGUUCUGUGACGGACUCUUCGAAAUCCCGCGUACAUUCCGAUUUGGCCAGGUUAUCGUUUGCAAGCCUGAGUUAAUUGAGGAGUUGAAGAAUACCGGAAGCGCCGUCGCAUCUCCGGAGCCAUGGAUUGACCAGCUCCUUCAGAUUUCUCACGUCAUGCCUGGGUAUUUCCCCUCUGGUGAAGGGUGGCCUGCGGUUGCGAAGACUACUCCAGGUGUCAUUCGUGGAACUGUGCACAAGCAUUUGGAUCGGUAUAUUCCGGCAAUGAACGAGGCGAUACUAACCCAACUGCGUGCUCUACCCUUUGACGAGAGCGGUGGUAAGCUCAAUUCUGCCAUUUAUCUUAAAUUUUGUAUAUGUUUAAAUGCUCUCAUUCCAGAAUGUACAAUCAGUUGUUUCGAAUUCGCAUACUCGGUCGUCGCCCGCAGUGGUAGCUAUGCCAUGGUAGGCGAACGUCUCGCCAGCAAUGAAGAAUACCUCAAAGCCGUUAAAGAACAUAUUCUGGGAAUGAUUAUGACUACCCGAGUGCAAUUUCUUGUCCCAGAUUGGUUGAAAAGAUAUAUAGGCGGCUUUAUCAGCCGCCUGGCCACAAUAGGUACACGCUGGGAUAUGCACGCAUCACGUAAAGUUUUGCUCAAGCAUUUCGACGCUCGGGCGGCUGAGUACCGCGAUGAAAUGGCAUGUCCUGGGGAUAUAAAUGAUAAAGACGAUGCUAAGUGGACAGAUAAGCCAGUUGAGAUCUUUCGGUGGCUGUUCGAAAGCUCGGUACUUCGUCAUCGAUGGAGCUACCCUGAGGUCCUUGGGGAGAUGCUGUUGCUCCAGUUUGCCUUCGUAUAUACGACCGGCUACGCUCUCUACGGCGCUUUGGCCGAGCUAGCCCGGCAACCAGAGUACCUUCAACCACUGCGAGAGGAGGCUGAAGCUGCCCUCGCCGGAUUUGGAGCCACCGUCCCAGCCUGUGAUCGAAUGAUACUUCUUGAUAGCUUUCUGAAGGAAUGCCAACGCCUGCACCCGCCUGCAGCUAUAUCCGCCCACCGGGUCUGUGUCAACGCACUUGAAUUCUCCAAUGGGAUAACUCUCAAACCUGGAACCCAUGUCGGCGUACCGAGCAGCUGGAUCCAGCGGUCAAGCGCAUAUUACGAGGAUCCAGAGACUUUCGAUGGAUAUCGAUUUGUGAAACGCGCAGCGGCUGGGGUAACAAACACCAGCCUAGUCGACCUAAGCCCCGAUUAUCUUGUCUUUGGAAUGGGUGUUCAUGCCUGUCCCGGCCGGUGGAUGGCAAGUGCUCUAAUGAAGCUAGUUAUUGCCGAGUUAUUGAUUCGCUUUGACAUUCUUCCCGAAGCCGAAGGAUCCUCGCAGGGUCCAUUGAUCGGAUCUCUCUCCUUCGAAGAGUUCUAUGUGCCCAACUUUGGGCUGAAAGUUCGUCUCCGUCCGCGGAAGCUUCUCCAAGCCAGACUAAACUCCUUCAACCAUCCCAGUCAAGCCCAAGCCCCCCCCUUGGAAAUGCCCUCCUCCCGCCCUCUGAUAAUUCCCCAAAAGCGGGCCCUAUUCCCUCCAAGGACGAAUAGCAUCUCCCCUCAAACCCGCACAUAUCAACUCCUCAAUCCGAGCGCCGUGGCGGCUGAGACGUGCAUAAAAGAGCCCCGCAACCCGGAACCCGAAGACGAGCCUGCGAGCCAUCCAGGGAGCGGAGAUGACGGAUCAAGUAAUCUCACGCGCAUUGAGUUCGACUUCGCAGCGCCCCCGCAACCAUUUCUCGAUCCACCUGCCUGGGAGGCGAUGCUGAAGCGGUCACGGACGAAGAGCUCAUCUGGUGAGGAGAACCGUGCCGGGGGCGCGGGAGAGGGCGAAGGAGAGGGAAGGGCGAGUGGGGGCUCUGAGACUCCCCAAGACCAAAGGGUUCGAAGGGAAAGGGAGGCGGAAUACAACUCUCUCGCGAUCCGGGGACGGUCGAGUAUAUCUGGGCGUGGGAAACGAGGGCGAGGGGUCGGGAGAGGGGGAUAUUGGGGAGGGCGACAGUGA
Molecule: messenger RNA, 2100 nt
Organism: Penicillium waksmanii
Lineage: Eukaryota; Fungi; Ascomycota; Eurotiomycetes; Eurotiales; Aspergillaceae
Exons: 9
Molecular function (GO): oxidoreductase activity, acting on paired donors, with incorporation or reduction of molecular oxygen; monooxygenase activity; heme binding
Source: RefSeq, a predicted model, not a curated record